Molecule: messenger RNA, 2934 nt
Organism: Tetrahymena thermophila SB210
Lineage: Eukaryota; Ciliophora; Oligohymenophorea; Hymenostomatida; Tetrahymenidae
Product: cyclic nucleotide-binding domain protein
Exons: 8
Source: RefSeq, a predicted model, not a curated record
AUGAGUAAAAUCUAUGAUGGUAGUGAGUCACCUAUUAUUUCUCCUGUUAAAAUUCAAAUGGAUUAAACAGCAAACGAUUUUGAUGUAAAAUAAUUUACAAAUUUCUAUUGUUUUAAUAGCGAUCAAUUAAAAAAGCAAGCACUCAACUAUUUGAAGAAAAUACCAAAUAAGAGGACGAACCAUGAAAACUAUAUGAUCUUUAGGGCGAUGAUGCAAAUCAAAUUUUUUAAAGAACUGGCAUAAGAUUAUGGGAAGGAAACGGCUGAAAUUUGUUGCUCUUGUUUAAGAUAUAAAUGCACUUAACCUGGUUAAACAUUAUUCAAGCAAGGUGAUAGAGGAGAUGCUUUUUACAUAAUAAUGAAGGGCAGCGUUGGAGUAAAUAUUAAAACCUAUACAUCAAUAGAAGAUGGUCAAAAAAAGGCAGAAUUAAGCGUAGAUUAUAAUAAGCUUUAAAUAUCUCCAAAUCAAAAUCACAAAGAAAAAAAUUAAGCCAUCUUCUAAAAGGCUACAAAUAAACUUAUGGUUAUGAAUAGCAUACAUAGAAAUUCAACUGAGUAGAAAAUUUCUUAUCAUAAUGAAAUCCAUAUAGAUGUUUUAGAGAGAAAGAAUGAAGAUUUUGAAGAAAAGGUAUUGCUUCAGCCAAUUUUAUAAGAAGUCAAAGAGUUAAAGACAGGAGAUUCAUUUGGAGAAUUAGCUCUAUUAAAAGGAACAAAAGGCUCUUUAAGGGCAGCAACCAUCAUUAGCAAAGAGCUUACAUACUAUGCUUACUUAGUAAAAGAAGAUUUUUAAAACAUUUUAAAGGACAAAGAGUAAGGUAAACUAGAUUAAAAUAUAGCUAACUUUUCAAAGUGUAAACUAUUUGAAGGUUUAGAUGAGAAUGAAUUGAGAACUAUAUUUUUAUAUUGUUAAAAUAAAUAAAUGAAGAGAGAUCAUGUAGUAUAUAAAUAGAAUGAUACAUCUGAUUUCUUCUAUAUUAUCAAAUCAGGAGAAUUUUAGAUUAUAAAAUCUCAAUAAAUUAAAGACAAAAAAGAUGUUUAAUACUAUGAGGACGUUUAAAUGCCUUUAAGUUUUCGUAACUACCAUGGCAGGAUUUAAAAAGAAAUUGCUAUUUCUAUAUUAUCUUCAGGGUAAUUUUUUGGUCAUAUGGAGAUACUUUAGAAGACUACUAGAUAAUAUGCUGUUAAAUGCAUCAGUAGUUAAGGUGAGCUUUAUGCAAUAUCAUCAAAUCACGAUGAAAAGUUUAAAGAUAUGAAUGAGUAAAAUUCUCAUUUGCUUUUAUAAAAUUCUUAUGAUAAACAGUUUUAUGACAAAAUUCUUCAUUAUACAAAAAAUACAUCAGUUAAGCUCCCAAGUGUUUUAUAAAAUAUUAUGUUUAAUUCUAGAGGAUUGAAUAAUAGUAAAGUUAAUAUCAAGGAAAAUUAAAGCUUGUGUCUGAAUCAAUAAGAUUAGUUAAAAUAGUAGCAAUCAUUGUUAAAUUCAUCUGUAAACUAAUAAAGUUAAAGCCAAUUAAGCUAAAUUGGUUUGUCAAAAUAUGCAAUUAAUACAAAUUAAUCUAUUUUUAAUGAUGACAAAAAAAGAAAACUAAACAACUCAACUUCUAUUGCAUCAAAUUUAAUGAUUUAAAGCUAAUUUGAGGGUAAAGAACAAAGAUUAAAUGAAAAUAUGCCUAACUAAUUAAAUCUUAAGAAAUAAUUUUCAGAGUUAUCUUUUAGAACAGGUGCCUUAAGUAAUAACCUUGACUUAAAUUCUCCUAAAUAAAAGGAUUUUGAAAAUUAACUAAAAAAAACAAAAAGUUCAUUUAGUUAAAACAAUCCUUAUUUAUCGCAAAUUGACCAAAGUUUUAAUAUUGCUUCUGAAAAUGACCACAUUUAAUAAAAUAAUCACACAGAUCAUCAAAAACAAUAAAUAAGACCUCUUUCUUUAAGUUUGAACACUUAAUAAGAAAAUUAAAAAAAUGAAUUUAUUAAGUUACAGGAUUAAAACAUUCAAAAAUUAAAUUAAAAUUUAAUUAAAAAUAAGUCUGUAAUAGAAACAAAACCUUCAAUUUAGUCUCAAUAGCUAUCUAACGAAACUGAAUAAAAAAGUUUAAAAAAUUCUUUAUCAAGCAAUAAAUUGCCUAUAUUACCCUAAAUAAAAUACUAUUAUUCAUCAAAUAAAAAAUCCUAGUUCACGAAUAGAAUAUCAAAUAGCUUAAUUCAAAAAAACCUAAAUUAAGAUUCAAAAAGUGAUUAAAACUCAACAGAAAUUUAACCUUUUGCAAAAUGUUAUACAGAAGAUUUUUAGGCAGAUUCUUUUAUUCAAACAAACUCAUUUUACAGUCAGCUUGAAGGAGAUGACAGAGAUAAAUUAGAAGUAAUUACUAAAAUAGAUGGUGCAGAUUCAAUUUAAGUCGGUUCAGAUAAUCUUUUAAAAUGUGAUUAAUUUUAUGGCACUAAAAACUAAGAAUAAACAUCUCAAUAUGAUGAUAUAAAAAAAAGAAUGGAUUUAUUUCAUGAAAAGCUAAAAUUAGAAAAAGAAUAAAGUUCUAUAGAAAAACACCACAAACUAUUAAUCGAAAUGGAGAAUGUUUAACAGCAAGAAAGAUAAAAGAAGUAAAACAUCUAAUAGUCUGCUAUAAAAGUGAUCAACAAUAUGGAUGGAUAUAGACAACUAAAAUAAAAACUAGAGUCAAUAUAAUUAGCAAUAUAAGCAAAAUCUGAAAAAGGUACAGUUUCUAAGGAAACUAAAAAAGAAAUAAUGAAUAGGUUCUUUUCAUUUAUAAAAAACAUGGAUCUAGCCAAAAUUCAAAGUAAAAAAACAGACAGAUAUAAAUUUGCUGACUUUAGAGCUUUUGAAAAAGCUAUCGAGUAAAAAACUCAAAAUAUAAAGGCUCAACACUAAAAAAAGAAAUCCUCAUUAAUACAAAAAGCAAACCUAAUGCAAAAUUCUUCAUGA